Molecule: messenger RNA, 999 nt
Organism: Salvia splendens (bonfire salvia)
Lineage: Eukaryota; Viridiplantae; Streptophyta; Magnoliopsida; Lamiales; Lamiaceae
Product: protein GID8 homolog
Exons: 6
Coding region: 70-777 (235 amino acids)
Source: RefSeq, a predicted model, not a curated record
CGGGGACAUCCGCACCAAUGUGGAUGCUCUGGCAGCUGAAGGCGUGGACAGCGGUGGUGAUUAAUACUGAUGUCAUUGUUUUGGAUUGACAUUCGCGAACUCGCUGAAAUCCAAACUAUGGCUACCUCGAAGAAAGUUAUAACCAGAGUAGAAUGGGAGAAAAAACUUAACGAUGUUAGAGUUAGAAAAGACAAUAUGAAUGAAUUGGUUAUGAACUUUAUUGUUGCUGAAAAUUUUCGACUUGAAUCUGGGACAGAGCCAGAGAUAGAUCUUGCAACCAUUACCGAUCGUAUGGCAGUUAAGAAAGCUGUGCAGAGGGGUAAUGUGGAGGAUGCUAUUGAGAAGGUUAACAAUUUGAACCCUGAGAUAUUGGAUACAAAUCCCCUCCUCUUUUUUCAUCUCCAACAGCAGCGAAUGAUAGAGUUGAUCCGGAAUGGGAAGGUUGAGGCAGCUUUAGAAUUUGCCCAAGAGGAACUUGCCCCCAGAGGAGAGGAAAAUCAAAGCUUUUUGGAGGAGUUGGAAAGGACCGUUGCAUUGCUUGCUUUUGAAGAUGUGGCCAACUGUCCUGUUAGUGAGCUGCUGGAUAUAUCCCAACGGCUGAAGACCGCCACUGAGGUCAAUGCAGCUAUCCUUACCAGUCAAAAUCACGAAAAAGAUCCAAAGCUGCCGAGCUUACUGAAAAUGUUGAUAUGGGUGCAAAACCAGCUAGACAAGAAAGCCUCUUAUCCUCGAAUAAACGACAUAUCUGCUGCAGCUUUGGAAGAUUCAGUUGUUUGAUGUACAUUUGGUGUGGUUACAUGGAAGCGGAGAGGUUAUUUCAUAGGGAUUGAAUGAUGAUUGUGUGGUCAUUAGCUCAUGUAUAUUCUACUAUGGUUUCUUGUAUUAACUUCACCCUCUGUUCUCAAAGAAAUAUGUGUAAUGUUAAGAACAACUAGUAUUAUCACCUGUGCUAUGCACGGGUCCUAUAAUUUAUACGUACUAAUUACACAUUUACCAUAA